Molecule: messenger RNA, 2364 nt
Organism: Prunus persica (peach)
Lineage: Eukaryota; Viridiplantae; Streptophyta; Magnoliopsida; Rosales; Rosaceae
Product: probable serine/threonine-protein kinase PIX7
Exons: 7
Coding region: 493-2019 (508 amino acids)
Biological process (GO): protein phosphorylation
Molecular function (GO): protein kinase activity; ATP binding
Source: RefSeq, a predicted model, not a curated record
AGAGAGAGAAUCGAUAAUUCAGAGUAUUAUAAGUUUAUAACGAUAUUUUGGAAAAUAUAUAAAAAAAUUUCACCCAACUUUAAACUGGUCAGCUUGUGGGAGUUCAUUUCUGAGAUUUAUGUCUUUGAGCAGUCAUUUCUGGGUUAGACUGAAAUUUGGUUGUUCCUAUCUGUUAAAAACGGACACUUGCUCCUUGGUUUUUGUCUUUUUCCUCACUAGCUGAUCAAUUUUGAGCUUCAAGGGUUUGUCAAGUUUGAUCUACUUUCCGUGUGAUCUAGCUCUUUUCUCAGCUGCGUCAUCCUUUUUUCCACCAAAUUUAGUUGGGUUUUGAGGAAAGUUUGGAAAUUUCAGAGCUUUCUGGUGAUUUUUUAUAUGGUUUGUGUGGAGGGCUAGAGGCAGUUUUUGACUGGUUUUGUUGUUGGGGGUGGGAAAGUUGGUGGUUGGGUUUUUUUUUUAUGGUAUCUGGAUUUCAUUCUUUAGGGUUUGUGAAAGAUGGGUUUGGGAGCUGAGAAUGGUAAAGUGGAGUCUUGGAGCAUGUGCAAAUCGAAGGUGAGGAAGAAGAAGAAGAAAGAUGAUGAUGAUGAUGUGGAGGAAGAGGAGACUGGGUGUUGGGUUAGGCUGAGGUUCUUUGGGAGCUGCAUUUCUUCAAGAUCCAAAGUUGAUAGCUCAAUCAGUGGAACCAGUACUCACUGUGGAUUCGCUAGGAGAUGGUGGGAGCAUGCAAAUAAAAUUGUGGUAGCAGUGGUGAGGAUGUGUCAUACUGAAACUAAAUCUACAAAUGAUACAAGCAGAGACCAACCUACUGCUACUGUAGUCUCUUCCUCAACCACUAGUAACACAGAAAGUAAUGCAUCCACUUCCAAACUUGAAGAGGAACUGAAAGUUGCUUCGCGGUUACGAAAAUUCACAUUUAAUGAUCUUAAAUUGGCAACAAGGAAUUUCAGACCUGAAAGUCUUCUUGGUGAAGGUGGUUUUGGUUGUGUGUUCAAGGGGUGGAUAGAAGAAAAUGGAACUGCUCCAGUAAAACCUGGCACAGGGCUUACUGUUGCGGUUAAAACUCUUAACCAUGAUGGGCUUCAGGGUCAUAAAGAAUGGCUGGCUGAAGUAAAUUUCCUUGGUGACCUUGUCCAUCCAAACUUAGUUAAACUUAUAGGAUACUGCAUUGAAGAUGAUCAAAGGCUGCUCGUGUAUGAGUUCAUGCCUCGAGGGAGUUUGGAGAACCAUCUGUUUAGGAGGUCCUUGCCUCUUCCAUGGUCAAUUAGAAUGAAAAUUGCAUUAGGUGCUGCUAAAGGUCUUGCUUUUCUUCACGAGGAAGCAGAAAGACCUGUUAUAUAUCGGGAUUUUAAAACUUCCAACAUCUUAUUGGAUGCAGAUUACAAUGCCAAACUGUCUGACUUUGGACUUGCCAAAGAUGGUCCUGAGGGUGAUAAAACCCAUGUCUCCACCCGUGUGAUGGGAACUUAUGGUUAUGCAGCUCCAGAAUAUGUAAUGACUGGACAUCUUACAUCCAGGAGUGAUGUCUAUAGUUUUGGCGUGGUUUUACUUGAGAUGCUGACUGGCAGAAGAUCUAUGGACAAAAAUCGACCGAAUGGUGAACAUAACCUUGUGGAAUGGGCACGGCCACAUUUAGGCGAGAGAAGAAGAUUCUACCGAUUGAUAGACCCCCGGCUUGAAGGCCACUUUUCAAUAAAAGGUGUCCAAAAAGCUGCACAACUAGCUGCCCAUUGCCUUAGUCGAGAUCCUAAAGCCAGGCCCCUAAUGAGUGAAGUUGUUGAAGCCCUAAAGCCGCUGCCAAACCUCAAGGAUAUGGCAAGCUCAUCAUACUAUUUCCAGACCAUGCAAGCUGACCGCGUUGGGUCCAGCCCGAAUACCAGAAAUGGUGUCAGAACACAAGCAGGAUUGCUAACAAGGAAUGGGCAUCAUCAGCAGAGGAGCCUCUCAAUACCAAAUGGUUCCCAUGCUUCUCCAUAUCACCAUCAAUAUCCCCAUCAAUCACCAAAACCUAAUAGCAAACCUUAAGAUAGGGUUGGCAGCUGUCUGUAUCAUUUCCCACCCCAUUGUCAGCAAUCAUUUUCCUUUCUUUUUUUUUUUUUUUUUUUUUUUUUUUUUUCUUCCUUUUACCUCUUCUUCGGUAUAGAUGUAUCAUCUGUUAAAGCAUUUGUUCAUGGACAACUCAAAAAGCAACAGAGAAACAUGUUUGCUUGAUGUUAUGUUUAGAGUGAUGACCUCGAAGAAAGGGCAUGUGAAGUUUAUUGAACAAAUUGUAUUGGUUAGAAAUACCAAGACAAGAUUGUUGCCUCCCGUUACAUUAUAUCCUUUGUCAUCUUGUUCCAUAGAUGAAUACAAGUCCUUGUUUCAUGGUCA